Triticum urartu is the source of this 1180-nucleotide messenger RNA. It is a transcript of the gene VPS24.1, whose product is annotated as SNF7 family protein. Gene Ontology annotation, biological process: vacuolar transport. The record is from RefSeq and is a predicted model, not a curated record. NCBI's taxonomy places the organism in Eukaryota, Viridiplantae, Streptophyta, Magnoliopsida, Poales, Poaceae.
CCCGCUAGGCCCAUCAGCCCAGGCGCCUCUUUCCCCAAUCUCAGCCGAAUCACGGCAGCAGCAACAACUCCUCCUUCCCCACUGCUUCCGCCUCCGAUCGACCCCACCGGAGCACCACCACCCGCCGCCGCCGCCGCCGCGCGGAUCGUAGCGGAGCGGCGAUGGAGGCAGUGAAGAGCCUCCUGAAGCCGAAGCCGACGCCGCAGCAGCAGCUGCGCGAAUGGCAGCGCCGCCUCCGCAACGAGGGCCGCAACAUCGAGCGCCAGAUCCGAGACGUGCAGAAGGAGGAGAAGAAGGUGGAGAAGGCCAUCCGGGACGCCGCCAAGCGCGGCGACAUGGGAUCCGCCAAGGCGCUGGCCAAGGAGCUGGUGCAGUCGAGGAAGGCGGUCAACCGCCUCUACGAGAACAAGGCCCAGCUCAACUCCAUCUCCAUGCACCUCGGCGAGAUCGUCGCUACUACCAGGACAGUAGGACAUUUGUCUAAGAGCACCGAAGUGAUGAAGCUUGUCAACAACCUCAUGAAGGCCCCAGAAAUUGCUGUUACCAUGCAGGAAUUCAGCAAAGAGAUGACAAAGGCCGGCGUGAUGGAAGAGAUGGUAAAUGAUGCCAUGGAUUCAGCACUGGACGAUGAGGGCAUGGAGGAGGAGAUCGAGGAGGAGGUUGAUAAGGUCCUCUCUGCAAUCGCCGGGGAGACUGCGUCUCAGCUUCCUGACGCUGUCCGCAAACAAAAAGAGAAGGUCACACAACCUUCGACAAGCGAACCUGCACAGAGAACUGCUGUAGCGGAAUCCGUUGAUGACGACGACGACGAUCUAGAAAAGAUAAGAGAAAGGCUUGCCAAAGUGAGGUCGUAAAAGAGAAUCGAUGUGCUGACAUGUGUAUAAUAGUCCAUUUGGUAAUGUACGAUACACAACUUGGCAGAUGUCGUCCUUGUCACUCACAAACUGCCCAGAGUCACCAACGUAGAAGUUGUUCGAUCUCUGUUGUAAUCUGUAUGUGAGGAUCGUCACGUGUGAUCAAGGUGUCCUGUAUUUUGUUUGCUUCUACCUGUUGCGAAUACAUAAAUGUUCUGGUUACAUACAGAUAUCAUGUCAGUAAUGCUGGAUGCACACAGCUAGCUAUUUAUGCAGAGCUACAAACUGAAAGGCUGAAAGCCUGAACUUGAACUUUUGUUGUUCCA